AUGACGCCUGGUAACCCAAAAUACCGUUUCCUGUAUGCUGUCUGGGGCUUUCUGGAAUGUCUUGGUUUUGGUGGUUUGAUUUAUGGCUGGGGAUCAUUGGUGUACAUAUUGAAAGAUGAAGGCUUGUACCUUGACCUCUGUCCUUUGAUAUAUCAGAAUGAUACUGCUUCGUUCAAUAGCACAGGUGUGAGCAAUGUCACAUCUAUUGUCUAUCAGGUUAACCAGACUCUUGAAAUGUCAGAUAUCGGAUUGUUGGCUAAGCGAGACCCUGAGUGUUCAGACAGAAAUAAAAGAUUGGCUCUUGCAUUUACCGUCGCCAUGGCAAUGUUUUGUGUUGGCUGUUUCAUUUUGGGACAGGUGAACUUCAAGUUUGGCAUCCGUGUGACCAGAUUGGCCGCAGCUGUUGUCUUCAUUGUCGGAGCAUUGGCAAUGGCAUUUCUAUCUAACGAUACACCAUUCCUGCUGUUUCCUGGAUUGUCUAUGCUGGGGGCCGGUGGUAUAGCCUACCUGGUGACAAACAUGCAACUGUCCAUGCUCUUCCCAAAAGGUGGCUCUGCAGUUGUUGGGCUCAUGUGUGGUGGUUUUGAUGCCUCGUCUGGAGUCCAACUCUUGAUCAAGAUUGGCUAUGAAAAUGGGAUCAGCAGACAGACUUCCUACAUCAUCCUGGCAUGCACUCACCUGUUGACUUUAAUUAGCACUUUCUUCUUCCUGCCUAAAGGCUUUUUCAAGAAGCCCCCAGCCCAUGGCCCUGAUGAGGUAGCUGGUGAUACAGAUGUGGCUGUUAAACUAACAAGUAAGACUAAAGGUGCUGAUGAUGAGGAGAGGGAAGAAAACAAGCCAAGUCUGAGGAAGUGCAUGCUGUCUCCUGUUUACAUCCUCCAUGUCGUAUGGCUGUCCAUCCUUCAGCUGAGGUUUUACUUUUUCUUGGGCUCUUUGAAUGUCACACUGGAGACCAUUCUCACAUCUAACAGCAAAGUUAGCCAUUAUACCAAUGUGUUUAUGUACAUCCUGAUGUGUGGACUAUUCACUUCACCUUUUGCUGGUGUAGUGUGUGAUUUCUUUAGCCGACUUUUUGCCACGAGUGAGUCCCUUACUCGGCGGCAGCUGAUGCCUCUAGUUUUCCCAUUAGCUCUGACCACAACCUUGUGUAUUGUCAUGUCAGGGCUGAUCCUAAGUGAGGACCCAACCACACUGUACGCAGUGUUUGUGUUCCUUCUGUUCUUCAGAUCAUUUAUGUACACACUGGCAGCAGGACUCAUCGGAGCUGUGUUUCCAGGUGAAUUUUUUGGCAUCAUGUACGGGAUUUUAAUCAUCACUGGAGGCAUCAUCAGCAUGUUCCAGUAUGCUUUGUUUGACUGGGCAGAAGCUACAGAGUUUAUGCAGGUAAAUCUGUUUUUGACCAUCUUCAUGGUGAUUACCUAUGUGCACCCGGUUUACCUGUGGUUCACCUGCAGGAGGGCAGAAACUUCUGAGUCGUUUACAGUGAGGAAACAGUGA
This is a messenger RNA of Candidula unifasciata, 1497 nucleotides long. The record is from the annotation of a GenBank genome assembly. NCBI's taxonomy places the organism in Eukaryota, Metazoa, Mollusca, Gastropoda, Stylommatophora, Geomitridae.